UUAGUUAAUAGUACACAAGAAUUAUAUUACAAAAAAAAAUGUUGCAUUUAUUUUCAAGCACUUUAGUUUAUACACAAAAAUAAACACAAAACUGUCGUAGAUUAAGAAAAUUUGUGUAAAAUGUAGCGUAAGAAUUAUUGAUAUACACGUUAAAUACAGAGAUAAUCGGAUUGUUAGUGAUUUUCGCAAAGAAUUUUCCAUCCAAAUGUUUUUUACACAAAAACUGAAAUAUUUUUCACUUCAUCUCUAUUAAAGUCCCCAUACGGAGCACACACAUGUAGACACACAUUCAACAACAACAGAACUCUCUCGUAUAUGUUAACAUAUAAAUAUAUAGAAAUAAAUACAUAAAAGUAGCGAAAAAACUGAAAAAAUACGGAGGCCAAUAAAAUUAGCACAUAUAGAGCUUUUGCAGUGUACCUUUGGAAUUCAACAACACAAAUUUUUAACAAAAAACGAAACAACUUUACGGACUAUCAACAAAUAAAGAAAAGAAAUUUAAAUAUUAAAGACAAUACAGCAAACAUUUAACCUGAUUUAUAAAUAAAUAGAGGACAUUUGCGUACAUUCGGAACUUUUGUUGAAUGUACGACGACGACGACGUUGUUAGUUCAAUGCGCGAUUAAAUGUUCGCAAAAAAGUGGCGAUGAAGCGAUCGAAGAGAUUGUCGGCGAAAAUGUCUGCCAAAGACAGUGUCGGGGCAUCAAAACGACUCAAAACAACAGCAAAGAGUCCCGCGACAAAAGAAGAGACUGCAACAGAUGACGAAACCAAAGCUGCGAAAGUGAUAAAGGAAGAGAGAAAAGAAGAAGAUCCCGAAAGUGUGCCAUCCGCGGAAAAAUUGGAAGUGAAACAGGAAAAAAUCGAGGAAGACGAGAAAAAAGUCAAAAAUGAAGAAGAGGAGCCAAAAGUUUGUUUUGAUUAUUGUGAUGUUGUUGCGCGUCGUAUCGAGCCAACAACGACAAACAUUACGGAGGAUAAUGUUAAAAUAAAGGAAGAAAUUCUGGAUGACGGAAACAGUAUUGAGAUAGGAGAACCAAAAAUCCAUCAAGAGGAGAUUGCAAUUAUUGUGCCAACGAAAACGAAGCAUCACAUAGAGACGCCGAGCGACGAUGAAAGUGGGCAUAAUUUAUUAGAUUUAGAGGAUGAUAGUAACAAUAGCUUGUUAGAUGACGAAUUGACUUCUGCCAAAAAUCAAUUAAGUUUAAGUAAGAGUAAUAACGACGACGAAUCAACCACCAACACGACAAUUUCCAUCGAAAACUUCAUGGAAACGUACGAGCAGAUGAUAGUUUGCCGAAAUGCUGAGAAGAAGACAUCACAAUAUUGUUCAUUCAUGGAAACGUACGGGUUUAUAAUGACGUUUCGGUGUGUCUACGAAGUACCAAAACACAAACGAGACAGAGACUCUGAGCAGGCAAUCAACAUUUUGCUCGCUCGUUACACGGGAAUCGAUAAUCUGGAUGUUCUACAGGUAUUAUUGGAAGCACUCAACAUGAUCGGAGAUCUGGAGGAAUAUCAAACAUUUGGACUCGAGCCUGUCGACUGCAUUUUAAUUACAUUUCUUCAACUAAAAGUCUGCGUAUCAUUUAAGGAUGUUGCCAAAGUAUUCAAGUGUGAGGAGAAAGUUGCUGCGACGUGUUUUGUCACGAUGCUGCGCAAGAUUCGGAAGAUGCUCAAAAGUGUCAUUUAUUGGCCGACGCGCGAAGAAACCGAAAUGACAAUACCGAAAUUCUUCAAGCCCGCUUACUCGAACGUUCGCACAAUCUUUACAAAUUUACAAGUACAAACGACGGGCGAGCAGAAACAACGGUUUGUCAUCGGAUUCGCGCCAAGUGGCUUUGUGUCGUACAUUAGUGCGGGCUACAAUGCCGACACGUAUUCGGAUGAGAAGAUUUUCCGGGCGGAAAAGUUGCGACAACGAUUUGAGCGAAAUCAGGAUGCACUCAUGGUGCUGUACGGUUUUCCGAUUGAGAAUUUGCUGGGCGUGAGUAAUUUUCGGGUGUUUAGACCGCCAUUCAUCGUGAAAAAAGUGUUACCUGAUAACAAAACAAUUGUAAGGGAAAAUUUCGCCUUAUUUAAACAUGUAACUGAAACAUGUUCGAGCUUGCAAAAAUUUCAAAUACUCUCACUACCGUUAAAAUUUCCAUCUGCGUUUGUCGAUGAAGUUUUAUUCAGUGUUUGUGUUUGUAUCAACUAUAAUGUAAUGUUUCGGAAUACUUAAAAAACCUAAAGAAAUUAACAAA
Molecule: messenger RNA, 2246 nt
Organism: Culicoides brevitarsis
Lineage: Eukaryota; Metazoa; Arthropoda; Insecta; Diptera; Ceratopogonidae
Exons: 2
Coding region: 647-2224 (525 amino acids)
Source: RefSeq, a predicted model, not a curated record